AAGCAUCUCGACUAAUUCUGCAGGAUCAGUUCCCACUAGCAUACACAAUGGCUGAAACAAUUCUAUACAAGCUCGCUGCUGAAAUCUUGAAAAGUUUGAGUUCUCUUGCUGCUCAACAAGUAGGAUCCAUUUACGGAGUAGCCGAUGAGCUUCACAAGCUAUCUACUACAGUUUCUUCUAUACAAGUCGUACUUACUGAUGCAGAGAAGCAGCAGGGGAGUAGCCAUCAGGACUGGAUAAUGAGGCUUAAAAAAGUGUUCUUUGAGGCUGAUGAUCUCUUGGAUGACUUUGCCACUGAAGUUACACAUCGAAAAUUGGUGAAUAAGGUAGGCAUCUUCUUCUCAAAAUCGAACCCUGUGCUUUAUAAUCUCAAGAUAAGUCAUCGACUCAAGGCCAUUCGACAAAACCUAGAUCUAAUUGCAAAAGAUAAGGCCUCCUUAGAUCUAGUUGAAAGGAGGCAACCUUUGCUUCUGGAGCCUAAUUCAGUCCAAUUGAAUUUGGAUAGAGAGACUUAUUCGUUUGUGCCUGAUGGAGAAGUGAUUGGAAGGAAUGCUGAUAAAAAGGAAAUUGUGGAUUUUCUUUUGGAUUCUGAGAUUGAAGAGCAUGUUGUGGUUAUAUCAAUUGUUGGUCUUGGGGGACAAGGAAAGACCACUCUGGCACAAUGGGUGUAUAAUGAUGAAAUGGUUAAGGCGAAUUUCGAUAAAAGAUUGUGGGUUUGUGUUUCGGAUGUUUUUGAAGUGAAAAUGAUUGCAGAAAAAAUCGUCGAAUCUGCAGGAGGGGAGAAGGCUAAUUACCUUCAACUAAAUACAGUGCAAAAUGAGCUUACGAAAAUGCUUGAUGGGAAGAAGUAUUUGCUAGUGCUCGAUGAUGUGUGGAACGAAAAUACCUUGAAAUGGUCGAAACUGAAGAAUAUGUUGAUUGGUGGAGCCAAGGGAAGUAAGAUUUUAAUGACUACUCGUUCAGAUGUGGUGGCGGAAGCUUCAGGAAGUGUUCACCAACAUAAAUUAGGGGACCUUUCAGAGGAAGAGGCAUGGACAUUGUUUGAGAAAAUGGCAUUUGAAUGUAACAAAGAGAGUGAAAAUUCAAAUUUGGUGGAAAUAGGAAAGGAAAUUGUGAGAAAGUGUGGAGGAGUUCCUCUUGCAAUAAAAUCAGUAGGAAGCCUACUUCGCCUCAAAAGAACGGAGAAUGAGUGGAUAUAUUUCAAGAAUCAAGAUUUGUCAAGUAUCACACGAGGAGGCAACGAUGUAAUGGCCAUUUUGAGAUUGAGCUAUAAUCACCUUCCUCAGCAUUUAAAGAUAUGCUUCGCAUAUUGUUCCCUCUUUCCAAAGGAUUUUGAAAUUCAGAGAUUUGAUUUGAUUGAUAUGUGGAUUGCUCAAGGCUUUAUUCAAUCAACUAUUAGCAACAGAGAUAAUGUGGAGGAUGUUGCAAAUUCAUAUUUCAUGGAUUUGUUAAGAAGGUCAUUCUUUCAAGAGACUGAAGAACAUGAAUUGUUUCCGCUCUUUCAAGGAAUUGAAAAACAUGAAUCCCUACCUUUUUAUAAAAUGCACGAUCUUAUUCAUGAUCUCGCGAAAGAAGUUGCAGAUAGGGAAUUCUUCAGUAUCACUAAAACUGAAGAUACAGAAGUUGUACCAGAACAAACUCUCCAUGCGUCUUGUUUAUUCCAGAUCGAUGGUUCAUUGGUAUUUCCCAGUGACUUCUAUAGGAAGCAUAUCAAGUUGCGGACAUUUAUUUACUUAAAUGGUUCCCCAUACAGUGUCAUGAGCAAUUCAAAAGUGAAGAGAACGAUUAACUUAAAUGGUUACCCAUACAAUGUCAUGAGCAAUUCAACCUUGGAGAGAAUGAUUUCAAGUUUUGAACGUUUGCGCAUUCUACAUUUAUGUCAGCUGCAGAUAGAACUUUUACCUCAAUCUUUAGGUGGACUGAAGCAUCUAAGAUACCUUACUAUUUCUUCUAAGAGCAUUGUUACUUUACCAAAUUCCAUCACAAAAUUGCAUAAUUUACAAAUUUUAAAGUUGGUCCGUUGCUAUAAACUCAAAAAGUUGCCAAGAGAUAUUUGGAGAUUGGUGAGCCUUCGACGUUUGGUAUGUAGAUUCUGCCGCUCAUUAACCCAUAUUCCACCAGGACUUUGGCAGUUGGCAAGUCUCAUGCAUUUGGAUUUUACUUGUUCCCUGGAAGAUAUGCCUGGAAUUGGCCAAUUGACGUCUCUACGGACAUUGACAGAUUUUAUCAUAAGCAAAGAAAGUUGCAUAUCUGGUCUGGCAAGUGACAGGUUGAAUGACCUAAAAGGCCUCGUUGAUCUCAGAAAUAGAUUAACCAUUAAGUUCAUGGGACGAGUCCGUGCAAUUGGAGAAAUAACACUGACAGAUGUAGUGAAAAAUAUGAAACAUCUUCGACAGCUGAGUGUAAAGUUCAAAUAUGGGAACCAUGAGGAUGAUGAUACUGGAGAUGAUCUGAUAAUGUUGGAGGCCCUGCAGCCGCACCAAAACAUUGAAAGCUUGGGAAUAGUAAAUUAUAGCAGGUCAAGGUUUCCAAGUUGGUUGAUGGUUGAGAAUCUUGGAUUUUUGCUACCCAAGCUUGUUUAUCUAGAUAUAAGAUAUUGCCUUAAAUGCCAAAAGCUUCCACCGCUAUGGAAAUUGCCAUCUCUCCAAAGUCUUGUACUACGGAAUCUCAACUUUGUAGAGAACAUCGAUGGACUUGAAGGUGAUGAUAAAUUCAUGCUACCAUCAGAUGAAUGCUACUUCUCUUCCCUAAAACGACUUGAAUUGCAGGCAAUAAAUGAGAAGAUAAUGAAGCAAAUUCUUUGCCCACCGCAUCAUCCUUCUCCUCUUCGUGAUUUGAAUAAUUUGACUCUAGGUUCUGUUGAUGGCCUUACAACUGUGCCAGAGGAUGUGUUCAAGAGUCUGGUGUCGCUCCAAUCCUUGUCCAUUCAAGAAUGCGGAAACCUGGUCUCUGUAUCCACAUGUCUAACUCAUCUCAGUUCCCUUGAGCAUUUGUGUAUAGAAAAUUGCCCUCAGCUCGACUUGUCCAGCGAUGAGGCAAUGCAAUUUCAAGCCCCGGGGAACUUGUCAACUUUCAGUGUUGUCAGGCUUGACAAGCUAACGACACUUCCAGUUUGGCUCCAACAUUUCUCAGGUACUUUGAAAUCAAUAGACAUUUGGAGAUGUCCUAACUUUGCAACAAUUCCAGAAUGGAUAGGCGACCUCAUUUCCCUUAAUCGGUUGGAGAUUCAUGGUUCCCCAAUGUUGACAUCCUUGCCAGAAGGCAUGCGAUCUCUCGCAGCAUUGCAACUGCUAUUUGUUAUAAGAGGUUCAUCAAUCCUGAAGCAAAGGUGCCAGGAGGAAGCAGGAGAGGACUGGCCUAAAAUUGCUCACAUCCCAAGAGUUUACAUACAAGAAUGACAACCUGGUGCAAGUUGAGAUAGAUGAGUUGGGUUGCUGAACCGAUUUUCUGGAGAGUUUAAACGAAAGAAGUUGUCAUUUCAACUAUGUUCUUGGGAGAUUCGGGUCAAUUAAAAAGUUGAUAAUUCAGAAGAACUUCUCUGAGGCUUCCAUUUCCAUGGUUAAUGGUAUAUCAAAUGGUUUUCUUUAACAUUAUGUUUAAAUAACGGAUUAUAUUUGCAACGACCACUUAAUCUCUAGCAUUAUCACUCCACUCAGACCCGACUCUCUAUCUUCUAACGCGAUGAAUAUGCUGGCAGGCGAUAGCAAGUAAAAUUUUCUGGCUUGUGGCUGAGCACAAGUCUUUUAGUUAAAUUCCCUAGAUCACUAGGAGACUUUCAGAACUAUUGUAUGGUGCUUAACGUGAGUAUUAAUUUAGAAAUAUACAUAGUAGUACUAUUAUUAUAUACACAUAAUGUGAGUGGGAGGUACAUGAAGGAGUCAUAAACAAGAAAAGGAUAGCUCAGUUUUGGGAAAAAGAAGAUUCUUUUAUUGAAAAGGAGUGACAUCAAGGGUGUGUUCGAUACGGAGGAAAAUAUUUUCCAGAAUAUGCUUUGAUUGAUCAAAAAUUUGGAAAAUAAGUUCCUUAAAAAUGAAGAAAAUGACUUUCCUAGUAGAAAUAGGAAAAUAUAAGUUACACGAGUGGCAUUCCACAUUGAUUUUCUUCUUACUCAAGGCUCGAACUCGAGAUAUUUGAUUAAGGGUGAAGCAGUUCCACCAUUACACCGCGCACGACUCAUGUUGGUAUCAUAAUCAAAAUGUAUAUGCAUGACAUAUUUUUUUUUUUGAUAACCGAGAAAUCCGUCAAUGACCUUCCCUUUGGACCAAUCACAACCUUCUAAACUCGGUGGAUAAUGGGUUCACCCCUCUACCCUUCUCCACUUAAAUACCGGGCUUCGUUUUGCAUGGUGAGGACUUGAACCUGCGACCUAAGCCACAAAUCCUCCACCUUUUGUCACUUGAGCUAGGCCUCGGAAGCGAUGGCAUAUUGUAUAUACAUUCAUAAACUUGUAGGGAAGCCCACCAAAUGGCAAUGUUGUUCUUGGAUAUUGAACUAAGUAACAUAAAUUAUUUUUCAAUUCAUAUAUUAUACAAGUGCGAGCAUCUAUCGAGAAUAACCUCUUUAUGAGAUAGGAUAAGGCAUGCAUGCAUCUACCCUACCCGACCUCUUUUAUAAGAUCACACUGAGUAUGUUAUUGUAUAUAUUAUACAAGUGGAAAUGCACUCACUGAGAGAACUUUGUAAAAAGUAAAAAACUUUAGAAGAAGAAAAAAA
Molecule: messenger RNA, 4712 nt
Organism: Solanum stenotomum
Lineage: Eukaryota; Viridiplantae; Streptophyta; Magnoliopsida; Solanales; Solanaceae
Product: putative disease resistance protein RGA3
Exons: 3
Coding region: 48-3398 (1116 amino acids)
Biological process (GO): defense response to other organism
Molecular function (GO): ADP binding
Source: RefSeq, a predicted model, not a curated record